AGCGGCGUCUGGGCCCGAGGUCCGUGGCCGCCGGGGGGCCGCCUCGGCGAGGGCAGGGCUCCGCGCGGUGCGGGGCCGCCGCGGCCGCGGCCUCGGGGGCUGUCCGAGACCCGGCUGCUCAUGGCCGCGCACUGCCCGCACUGCGGCCGGACCUUCCACCCCACGAGGGGCCUCUUCGGGCAGGCGGCAGAGACGUUGCGGGACGCCCACGCGGCGGGCUGCGAGCAGAACGCGGCGAACAGGUGCUUCUGCGGGAGGGUGUUCCCGAGCUCCGUCGCGCGAGACAACCACGCCGCCCUCUGCGAGGCCAACCCAGCCAACAGGUACCAGUGCCGCCACUGCUCCAGGGAGUUCCUCAACUCCUUCAGCGUGCUCGGCUACAGGUCCGCCGACGGCCGCGCACUCCGGGAUGCCCACGAGGUCGGCUGCAAGAGCAACCCGGCGAACAUAUGCUUCUGCGGGGAGGUCUUCUGCAGUCCCGACGCCAGGAGAACGCGCACGCCGCCACCUGCGAGAGGAACCCCGCCAACAGCUACGAGUGCGCCUUCUGCAGCGUCGCCUUUGUGACGCACUUCACGGUGUUCGGGUUCCGCAGCGUGGACGGCAAGGCGCUGCGGGACGCCCACCAGCUCUGCUGCGAGCGGAACCCCAGGAACGUCUGCUUCUGCGGGCGCCUGUUCUCGGGCUCCGCGGCCCGAGACAGGCACGCGUCGAUCUGCGAGCUCAACCCCGCGAACAGGUUCGAGUGCCGCCACUGCCGGAGCAUGUUCGUCACCCGCUACGGGAUCAUGGGCAUGGUGAGCGCGAGUGGUCAGUCGGUGCGGGCCGCACAUGAGGUGAGCUGCGAGAAGAAUCCGGCGAAUCGCUGUUUCUGCGGGCAGGUUUUCCCGAGCCCGGACAGGCGCGACGCCCACGCGGCCGUGUGCGAGUUUAAUCCCGUGAACCGCUUCACCUGCCAGCACUGCGAUACUGUGUGUGUGACGACACACGGCUUGUUCAUGAAGUGCGGGAGCGAGAAGCUGUCGGCGCACCUGCAGGUCUGUCCGAAGAAUCCGGCAAACUGCGCCUGCGAGUACUGCGGCGCCACCUUCUCCAACUCCCAGGGCAUGCGGGGCGGCUGGUUCUGUGGCGACGCCAAGUCGCGCUGCGGCGCGCACGUCGCCGUGUGCAGACAGAACCCGCGGAACAAGUUCAGCUGCCGGAAGUGCGACCGCUGCUUCCAGAGCCGCCGGCGCUGGCUCCGCCGCGUGGACGGUCGCCUCGCCCGCGACGCGCACGAGUCGGAGUGCGACCUCAUCUCCUGCCCCUUCGAGGUCGCCGACGCGGGGUGCCAGGGCUGGGUGCUCCUGGCGGCUAGCCAGGCGCCAGAGGCCGCCGUGGAGGGGGCUGCGCUGGAGCCGGGCCAGGACUGGGAGGACUGCGGCCUCCUGGCCGCCGCGGGCGGCCUGGGGGGCCGGGGCCUGCCGGGCAGGGCGGCCUCCAUGGGGUGCAGCUCCAGCACGACCGUCUCAGGCGACUGGCCCGUGGAGGACGAGGCCCUCGAGCCCGACACGCCUGGCGGCUCGGGCCGCCAGGGCGCCGCUCGGGCGCCGGCGGCGGCCGCGCCGCGGCCGGAGGGCCCCGCCCCGCAGCAGCAGGGCGCGCGGGCGCGGGGGCCGCCGCCCAGCGGGCACGCCGGGGGCGCCGAGGGCCCCCCCCUCGAGCCACCGAGAGAGGGCGGGGGCGCCGCGGCGCCCGGCGGGUUCUUCGACGCCGUCUCGGAGGCGGAGUCCUGGGGCGACGCCUGCGAGGAGGAGGAGGCGCAGGAGGAUUCGGCGGACGAGCCUGCGGACGAGGGAGACGAGAGCGAGACCGAGGGUGCCCUGGGGAGCAGGGGCAGCCAGGGGGCCGAGGGCACAGUGCCGCUGGCGGAGGAGGGAGGCGUGGCGCCGGCCUCGGACGAUGAUGCCGAGGCGUUGGCCGAGAAGCAGGAGAGGGACGCGGAGGAGGAAGAGGAGGGAGAGGAGGAUCCGAGGAGGAAAAGAGACUGCGUCCGCUCCAGACCUCUGCGAAGCAGCAGAGGCUCUCCUGUGAUCCGUGGAACUGCUUCGGCUCCCCCCUUGCACUGAGCGCCAGGAGAGCUGCCGAGCACUUUUCCAGGUAACUAUGACUCCGGGCUGGACGCGUGAAUUCGAUGAUGUCUGGCGUGCAUCCCACCAGCGGGGCCAGGAUCACCGACUACAGCGCUGGUUCGCUGGCGGACGGUUUCUCGUCACAAGGCGCCCGUCUUCCGAGCGCCCUCCGAACACCGUGCGUGGCGCGCAGGCUGCUCCCAAUAGAAGGAAAGCCCUGGCUACCCGCAUGACGUUAUCUAAGGUCCUCUGCGUGCCGACGCGACCGCGACCCCAGCGCGGGCUGCCGGCGCUUCUCCGUCCCGGUCCUCGGUCAUCGACCCGUGAGAUUCGAGGAUCCAGGUCGUUGGACGUCUUGCAACUUUUCGAACCUCGUGAGGCCUCUGGGGGCCUCGAGGGGCUUUAGGCUUUCGAGGCACCUGUGCAUUUGCGGGGAUCCGUCGACAUCUCAUCCUCCUCCUCAUUCUCCUCCUUCCGAGCCGGCUUAGUCCGCAGUGAAUCGCUGCUGCGUUGCAGCCCGCGUUCAUUUCAUUCCUUAGGGCCGAUCCCGGCGAGUCUUGCCGCUGCUGUACUGUAUUGCCCAGGGCUCCCUUCUUAGCCCGUUCGGCGUCAGAGUCCAUUCGGCAGCCGAGUGUGCAUCUGAAAGGGAUCGAUCCUAUAAAGUCCCAGGGACUUCGGCCCACUUGGCCGCGCAAAGGGCCAGAUCCUGGGUCCACUUGGCGGCCAGUGCGCCAAGACACCGCAGCCCGAGAGCUGAUGCCGUAAAUGAACUCGCA
This is a messenger RNA of Prorocentrum cordatum, 2887 nucleotides long. The record is from the annotation of a GenBank genome assembly. NCBI's taxonomy places the organism in Eukaryota, Dinophyceae, Prorocentrales, Prorocentraceae.